CUACUUAAACAAAGUGGAGCUGAAGUUUGAAAUCUGGGUCCGAAUCCAAAGGCCAAAAAUUUGAGUGUUUUUGAAGGAAGAAAGAAGAAUGGUGUUCAUAACGGAAGAAAUGAUCAAACAGUUUCAGACCCUGAUGGAAAAAGUUGAUGAACCGCUGAAGAAAACUUUCCAGAAUAUACAUAAUGGGUAUCAAAGGGAGAAUUUGGCGAGGUUUCUCAAAGCAAGGGAUGGAGAUAUCUCGAAUGCACAUAAAAUGCUUGUUGACUGUCUAAACUGGAGGAUACAAAACGAAAUUGAUGCCAUACUGACAAAACCAAUAAACCCCACUGAUUUGUAUAGAGCAAUACGAGAUUCUCACCUAACUGGAAUGUCCGGAUACUCGAAAGAGGGUCUUCCAGUUAUUGCUGUUGGGGUAGGGCGCAGCACAUAUGACAAAGCAUCUAUUCACUACUAUGUCCAAUCACACAUCCAAAUGAAUGAAUACAGGGAUCGUGUGAUAUUGCCUUCUGCAACCAAAAAAUUUGGUCGGUACAUCGGCACAUGCAUAAAGAUUCUGGAUAUGACUGGACUAAGGAUUUCUGCGUUAAAUCAACUCAAGUUAUUGUCUGUAAUAUCCACUAUUGAUGACUUGAACUAUCCUGAGAAGACAGAGACAUAUUACAUCGUCAAUGCCCCAUAUAUAUUUUCAGCAUGUUGGAAGGUUGUUAGACCCCUUUUACAAGAGCGUACAAGGAAAAAAGUUCAGGUUCUUUCAGGCUCUGGAAGAGAUGAGUUGUUGAAGAUUAUGGAUUAUGAAUCUCUCCCUCACUUCUGUAGAAAAGAAGGUUAGUGAUUGUUUUUCCUUGGACCAUCCCUUCCAUCAGCAGCUAUAUAAUUAUGUCAAGGAGCAAGCUGCUGUAGUUGGGGCAGCUGCACCAAUCAGACAUGGCUCGUUCCACGUGGAUUUUCCUGAGCCAGAUCCAGAGGACGUAAAAAUUGCUCAAACUAUAGAAUCUGAGUUUCAACGACUUGGCAAGAAAAAUGGGGUUUCACACUCAUUUCAUGAGCUUAAGAUAAACGGGGACUGAAUCAGGCAGAACAGGCUCGAGUGUCGAUAAUGUCUGUUGUAAGUAGCUUAGGCUGCUCAUUCCUGGUUGUAUCCUAGAACGCUCGCAUUAUCUUGAUGCAGGUUUUGGGGCUGAGCUAAGUUUUAUAUGACCACCUUGAUGGAAUGUUACAUCAUCACUCACAAAUAGUCUGGAAAUCCAAAGUGCUAAUGCAGAGUUCAAUAAAGUUUAUAAUUUCUUGU
Molecule: messenger RNA, 1288 nt
Organism: Sesamum indicum (sesame)
Lineage: Eukaryota; Viridiplantae; Streptophyta; Magnoliopsida; Lamiales; Pedaliaceae
Product: SEC14 cytosolic factor
Source: RefSeq, a predicted model, not a curated record